Sphaerulina musiva SO2202 is the source of this 1729-nucleotide messenger RNA. Its product is annotated as serine peptidase. Gene Ontology annotation, biological process: proteolysis. The record is from RefSeq and is a predicted model, not a curated record. Lineage: Eukaryota; Fungi; Ascomycota; Dothideomycetes; Mycosphaerellales; Mycosphaerellaceae. The transcript is spliced from 6 exons. The annotation marks the transcript as partial. Gene Ontology annotation, molecular function: serine-type exopeptidase activity; dipeptidyl-peptidase activity.
CGGAUCAGCAUCUGCUUGUCGGAAGGAUGAAGAGCUUCUUCGCGUUUUGUGCAGCUGCUGCGGCUCUUGUGUGUGCUGAGAGCCAACUUGCCGCUCACAGUGACCACAAUCCUUGGGAUUGGAAUGGCGGUUAUCCCCAUGGAGGAUGGGGUACCUCUCGACAUAUGCCCGGUGGCCAGAAGCCUAUGCAACAAGACUAUUACAGCAAUUCCACCUUUAAGCAACUCAUCGAUCACAACAAUCCUGAUCUCGGAACUUUUGACCAGUUCUACUACUAUGAUACCACCUAUUGGAAGGGCCCGGGCUCGCCUGUGAUUCUCUUCACGCCAGGAGAAGUUAAUGCCACCAGAUAUUACAGCUAUCUCGGGACAAACCGCACCACUGGCUUGCUUGCUCAGCAGAUUGGUGCCGCGACCAUUGUCCUCGAGCAUCGUUACUGGGGCACUAGUACUCCUGUGACAGAACUCACCACCGACGACAUGCAGUAUCUCACGCUGGAGAAUUCCAUCAAGGACUUGACCUAUUUCGCACAAAAGGUCGAGCUUCCCUUUGCUAAACAUGCCAAGAGCAAUGCAAAGGAUGUGCCAUGGGUCACCAUGGGUGGAAGCUACUCUGGCGCACUCUCCGCGUGGACUGCAAGUGUUGAUCCGGGCACUCUGUGGGCUUAUCACGCGAGUAGUGCUCCUGUGCAGGCCGUGUCGGACUACUGGGGUUACUUCCUUCCUGUGCAGGAGGGAAUGCCAAAGAACUGCAGCAAGGAUGUUUCAAAGGUCAUCGACUACAUGGACGGAGUCUUCAUGAACGGAACUGCCGCCGAACAGCAUGCCUUGAAGGCAAAGUUCAAGAUGGCGGAUGUGGAGCACAACGACGAUUUCAUGGCAGCUCUGGAGAAUGGGCCUUGGUUGUGGCAAGGCAACCAAUUCUACACAGGUACAGGAUUCUUCGACUGGUGCGACUAUGUCGAGAACGCCUACAACGUCACAUCUCUCAACUUCACCGUCCCCGGCGCCGAAGGCGUAGGCCUCCAAAAAGCACUCAACGGCUACGCCAAAUGGUGGACCGAAGUAAUGCUCCCAGACUACUGCUCCGCAUACGACUACCCCGAAUUCCAAGGUCCCUUAAACACCGCCUGCUUCGACACCUACAACGCCAGCUCACCCCUCUACACCGACACCUCUCUCAGCAACCCCAUCGAUCGACAAUGGGUCUGGAUGACCUGCAACGAACCCUUCGGCUACUGGCAAGACGGCGCCCCCACCUCCCGCCCCUCCAUCGUCUCCCGCCUCGUCACCGCCGACUACUGGAUUCGGCAAUGCGGAUUAUACUUCCCUCCUGGCACCAACGGCUCCACAUACGGUCUCGCUCGGGGCCGCACUGAAGCUCACGUCAACGCGUACACGGGCGGAUGGAAUAUUACUUCCACGCAGAGAUUAAUUUAUGUGAAUGGUGAAUUUGACCCUUGGAGAGAAAGUGGCGUGAGUGCGGAAUUGAGACCUGGUGGCCCGUUAAAGGGGAGUGGGGAUGUUCCGGUGGAGGUUGUGACGGGCGGGUUUCAUACGUCGGAUUUGAUUACGAUGAAUGGGGAGGUUAAUGAGGCGUGUAGGGAGGUGCAGGAGAGGGUUUUGAAGCAGUUGGGGGAGUGGGUUGGGGAGUGGCCGGGAGAGGAGAAGGGGCCUGGAGGUUAUGAUGGGGGUGGUGGGAAGAUGAUGAUGAGGAAAGGGAGGGUUUU